Messenger RNA from Neltuma alba, 1237 nucleotides. RefSeq lists its product as uncharacterized. NCBI's taxonomy places the organism in Eukaryota, Viridiplantae, Streptophyta, Magnoliopsida, Fabales, Fabaceae. The record is from RefSeq and is a predicted model, not a curated record. Bases 394 to 894 code for a protein of 166 amino acids. The transcript has 2 exons.
GAAGCUGUUUUCUUUCUCUGUGUGGCUAUAUAGUUUAGAGAAGAUUCUGUGGAGGAGAAGCCAAAAGCAAUCUAUUUGUUUACCGGCAUUAGAUUUUGGUUCCUUUUAAAGCUAUCGAUGCCCUUUUGAAAGCAUAUAAGAAAAGUUGGUUUAGUUCUUUGUAGGAGAUAGUGAAAGAGAGCGAGAGAGUAUUUUCUUCUUUUUGCCAUUUGAAGUCUCUAUGAAAUGUUCUUCAAGUUCGAGAGUCUGUUUGUCGAAGAAGAAAAUACCGAAGAAGGAGAGUGGGAGAAAGAAAGAUAAGAAGAGCAGAAACCCACCAUCCAGAAGUUGGGAAACAGGAAGAUAGACGCCGGAUUCGAUCUAUUUUGAUCUGUUUCUGCUGGAAGUUGUGCGAUGUCUGCAACUAUAAUCAGCGAUCCAGUGGUUAUGUCGAAUCCAGAAACCCAACCAGUGGCUCCUAGUAACAUUAUAGUUUCUGCACAAACCGAAGUUGAAUCUGCAAUCUGUGAUUGCUGUGGACUGACGGAAGAAUGCACUCCUGCUUACAUAGAACGAAUCAGAGAGCGAUACUAUGGGAAAUGGGUUUGUGGGUUAUGUGCAGAAGCUGUAAAAGAUGAGAUCUUGAGGUCUGAAAGGCUUAUCAGUACAGAAGAAGCCAUGGCAAAGCACAUAAACUUCUGCAAAAUGUUUAAGACUUCAGGGCCUCCUCCUAAUCCAACAGUGCAUCUGAUCUCAGCCAUGAGACAGAUUCUUCGGAGGAGUUUGGAUUCUCCGAGGGGGUUAAGGUUAAGAUCCACACCAAGUAGUCCAACUAAGAUUUCUGACACAGAAAUUCAUAGUACUACUGGGCUUACCAGGUCUGAAAGUUGCAUCCCUAGCCUGUCUGCUUCAUGAGGGCUUAUGCUGAAACAUGAAUUUUCUGUGCUGUUCAUCGCUCAAGUGUUGUCUUUAUCUUUCUGAAAAAGACACUCUCACUUUCCAAGAAACUGAGAGGAUCCAUAUCUGUAUAUGGGAUGGGGGAAAACAAGAACAGGAAGCGAUAAGAAGGGGAAAUUGAACUUGAACUUGUACUUGAUUGGCUUAAAAUGGAUGAGGGAAACAAGAAUAAACUCAUUAUAAGUUAAGGCUUCAAAGUAGAUGUUCAAUUUUAGUUAUUUAGUCCAGUAACUUGUCUUUCCGUCAGUUGUCAUCAGAAGUUUCAUAUAAAUAUCGUAAGAAAAUUUUGCUUCACUCCUAA